CUGCACUACAGUGCAUAGAACGUGUAGACAAAGCGUUGCAUCGAGGGAUGAAAUAAUAAUGUGUUUCGACUGAAAACAAUAUUUUCAACCGAAUACCAAGAGGAAAUUUUAAUUAUGCACGGGUUACGAGCUGAUCAUAAUAUUGUUGGCCUCAGUACCAAUCGAUGGUUAGAAGCACUUUGGGAACCAGGAGCAAAAUUAUACACCUUACCAGAUGCCAUCGAUAUGUUGGAUGUAACUGGAGAUGGAGAUGCCAGACUCAUUUGCGCCGAUUUGGGAACACUGGGCGCCAAUUCGACGAAAAUACGAGUUUACAAAGGGGCCGAUCAGGUAACCGAGCAUAACAUGGUGGAUCGACCUUGUGGGGUGGUCGGUUUCUACACGGAGAACGGUGAAGCUCGAUCGUCGGUGUUGGCUGUGGGCGGUGGUUCGAGUGUCUAUAUUUUCAAAAAUAUGAGGCCCUACUUCAAAUACUGCUUGCCACACAUUGACGUGCAUCCUAAAGAGCGAGAGAUUUGGCACAAAGCAGGAUUAGAAGAAGAACUGAACGUGCUCACACUAGCCGACGAAUUGGAAUUAUUAUUAAAAGAACUCGGUGCAGGAUAUAUUUCGCCACGGACAUUAAAAUUCCUCUCUAUGGAUCCGAACUUGAGAACCAGCUUCGUGGAACAAUACAAAAGAAUUCCACUAAUUAAGAGCAAUAGUUUGUCCGCGAUUUCCGUAAUCCGGAGGGAUUCUUGGACCAACCCAGCAAGCGGUUGCCUCGUGCUUGGAACGGAAUUCGGGGAAGUUCUCGUUUUGGAUCCACGAACGUUCACUGCCAUGGACAAACAUUUACUUGGAUGGACUCCUGUUGCGUUCGCGUGUACCGGUUUAUGGACAGGCGACGGUAAGAUAUUAAUUGUCGGAAGGGACGGUAACAUAGGCGCGAUAAGAAGAGGAAGCCCCGUAACGCUUUGGGAAAAGUUGUCAGCGCCGGCCGUCGCUAUUUCGGUUCUUAACAAUGAAAAUAUCGCUGUGACUCUGAUGAAUGGUUCUUUGAUUGGCCUUUCGAGAAAGGGUGGUAAACUGUGGCACGUCAAUGUUCCGGGGGCGAUUUUGGACUCAACGAGUUUGCCAGUACCACAGAGUGGGCUGUCCUUGAUCGCCGUGAGUACCGCUGGAUUCGGUGUUCGAGUCUACGAUAGAAUACACCACGUGGAUACGUUGAAGAUCAUGGAACCAGUAUCUGCGAUAAAGUAUGGUCGAAUGGGCCAAGAAGAAAGAACAAUGGCAAUGGUCACCGUAGGCGGCGGUCUGUGUGUGAAGAUUUUGAAACGGACCGCCGACUUCAGCAUUCACACCUCAGAGUCGAAUUCGCUGACGAACAACAACUCGAAGUUUUCAAUACCAAAGAAAACACGAUUGUUCGUCGAGCAAACGAUACGAGAACGAUCAGAGGCGAAAAAGAUCCACAGCACGUUUCAACGGGGUCUUCUUCGACUACGAUUGAUGGUAGCCAAAAAGGUAGUAGAAUCUUUGAACGAGGGUCAAGACGCGGGUCCGCGUAUCAUCACUGUGGAAGCUACCGUUUUAGGAUUGGGACCGAAUUAUCAGAUUCGUAUCUUGCUGACGAAUGUAUCGGAUGAACUCUCGGACACGGGAUUGUACAUUGUCUGCAGAAGCGAGAACACAGACGUGACGCCACGCGUCGUGGAUGUUCCUUUAUUGCCGAGUGGAGUUCCCAUUCCGAUGGCUUUAAAUGCAAUUCUAACCAGCAGAAUAUCGGGCAGGGUACAGAUCUUAUUGUGCAAGAAAUCUAGGACAAAGCCGAUUAACGUGACGACAGUCGUUUUGCCGGCCGCCGAAGAAGACAUUGAAGUGUGAUUUCUUUGGACGAAAGAGUGCUAUGCAUAGAAAAAUAUUUUCUGUCGCGGGUCUAUGAGAUAUACUAUGUAGUGUAUCAACAAGAUUGGGAUAAAAUCAUUUUUUUUUUAACUUUUGGUUCAGAGAAUAUGGUCACGUUCUUAAAAAGUAUUUAUAUUGAAAACGAUGGCUCGUUCUGCUCGAUUUACUUAACAAUGACUCACUAAGGGACCG
This is a messenger RNA of Dufourea novaeangliae, 2079 nucleotides long. It is a transcript of the gene BBS1, whose product is annotated as Bardet-Biedl syndrome 1 protein. Gene Ontology annotation, biological process: non-motile cilium assembly; protein localization to cilium. Gene Ontology annotation, cellular component: axoneme; centrosome; BBSome. Bases 115 to 1866 code for a protein of 583 amino acids. NCBI's taxonomy places the organism in Eukaryota, Metazoa, Arthropoda, Insecta, Hymenoptera, Halictidae. The record is from RefSeq and is a predicted model, not a curated record. Gene Ontology annotation, molecular function: patched binding; smoothened binding. The transcript is spliced from 7 exons.